CUCUUCCACUUGCUUGCACGUCGUAUACUUCUGUAGAGCGAACGAAGAAAAUGGAAGAAGCUGGCACAAGAACCAAGGACCGCGAGGCAGAUCGCUACAGCGAGAGGCACCGCUCCUCGAGGCCUCAAGACAGGGAACAUUCUCACCGCCCGCACGGUGACGGGCCCCGCGAGCCCCGCGACAGAGACCGCUACGAGGGCAAACGUCACGGAGACCGCGGCGACAGAGACUUCCGAGACAGAGAAGUUCGUGAGCGUGACAGGGAGAGAGAUCGGGAUCGCGGGGGGUACGGACGUGGUGGAAGGGAGGACUUCGAGCGUCCUCCUCGCGAGGAGCACCGCAGGAGAGAGCACCGCGGAAGAGACGAGGAAUUUGGUCACGGCCGUCGCGGAAGGGGCGGCGACGGUGAAGAAAGAGGGGGUCGUGGCAAACAUCGUGAAGGACUGGGAACACCAGAGCGAAGGUCGCCUACUCCAUCCGAUGCGGUUUCGCUGUCACAAAGGAAGAGAAAGGCCAGCGGCUGGGACAUUCACGCGCCCGGCUACGAGCAGUACACCGCCAUGCAGGCUAAGCAAACAGGUCUCUUCAAUCUUCCAGGUGCUAACAGGACGCAGAUCCCCCCGAUCCUCGCCGUCCCUGGACUUCCGCCGCCGAUGCCAGUACAGAGCUUCGGUAUGGGCAUGGGUGUCAAUCCGAACCUAUCUAGGCAGUCACGGCGUUUGUACAUCGGAAGUAUCACUCCGGAAAUCAACGAACAGAACCUCGCAGAUUUCUUCAACGAAAAAAUGAAGGAGAUGAGCAUCGGAACAGGAGCGCCGGGCAAUCCUGUUCUAGCCGUUCAGUGCAACUACGAAAAGAACUACGCCUUCGUCGAAUUCCGCAGUGCGGAGGAUGCCACCGCUGCCAUGGCUUUCGAUGGUAUCAUCUUCCUCAGCGGACCCCUGAAGAUCCGCCGACCGAAGGAUUACGGUGGUUCGGAGAACCUUGCUCCCAGUAUGCAUGUCCCCGGCGUCGUCUCCACAAACGUCCCCGACUCCAUCAAUAAGGUAUUCGUUGGCGGUUUGCCACCUUACCUCAAUGAGGAGCAGGUUAUGGAGCUCUUGACGAGCUUCGGUGAUUUAAAGGCCUUCAACCUUGUUCGCGAGAACGGUAACGGCCCGUCGAAGGGUUUUGCAUUCUUCGAAUAUGUUGACCCUGCCGUAACGGAUGUGGCUAUCCAGUCCCUUAACGAGAUGGAGCUUGGCGACAAGUACCUCGUUGUCCAGCGCGCUUCUGUUGGUGCAAAGAACGGGCAGAUUCCGCCGCAAGCUCUCUAUCCGACCGAAAUUCCGAAGCCUAUUCUUCCUGCUGGCGAUCUCGAGGGCGUCGAAGCCCGUAUCUUGCUCAUGCUGAACAUGGUCGUACCCGAGGACCUCAACGACGACCAGGAGUAUGCCGACAUCUACGAGGAUGUCAAGGAUGAAUGCGAAAAACACGGGCCCAUCGAGGACCUUCGCAUUCCUCGUCCUGUCAAAAAGGAUAAAGCCAAGUGGGGAGAGAGUGGUCUUGACCCGUUGUCGGCGCAACGCGUGGACGAAGCUGCCGGCGUCGGCCGCGUCUAUGUCAGAUUCGUUGGAGCGGAUGGAGCGAAGAGGGCACUGAAGGCUCUCGCGGGUCGCAGCUUUGCUGGCAGAAGCAUCAUUGCCACGCUUCUGGACGACAACAGCCAGACGACUCCCCCGCUCAAUCUCAUAUUUGCUCCUCAGCCCGAAGCUCCGCCGCCGCUGCCCCAGGACUGAUCCCGCAUCCCAGUGCUUGCUAUAUAAUCUCACGUUUGCUCAUGGCAUUUUUCCCAAAAAGAUCGAGAAUAUAUUCCCAUGCUUCCCAGUGCAAAUAGACGGUCGCUGUCUCGUAGGCACACCAACACAGUGGUGGGUAGUGUUCCGUCUUGAUGUGUAUUGCGCCUCGCGCCCUGUGCCUUCCCCACACAGCUGCCGGAUAUUACCAGUUC
Molecule: messenger RNA, 1990 nt
Organism: Phanerochaete carnosa HHB-10118-sp
Lineage: Eukaryota; Fungi; Basidiomycota; Agaricomycetes; Polyporales; Phanerochaetaceae
Exons: 5
Coding region: 51-1778 (575 amino acids)
Biological process (GO): mRNA processing
Cellular component (GO): nuclear speck; commitment complex; nucleus
Molecular function (GO): poly-pyrimidine tract binding; pre-mRNA 3'-splice site binding
Source: RefSeq, a predicted model, not a curated record